Messenger RNA from Colletotrichum graminicola M1.001, 1764 nucleotides. RefSeq lists its product as uncharacterized. The record is from RefSeq and is a predicted model, not a curated record. The transcript is spliced from 4 exons. Lineage: Eukaryota; Fungi; Ascomycota; Sordariomycetes; Glomerellales; Glomerellaceae. The coding region runs from base 1 to 1764 and encodes 587 amino acids.
AUGCGCUCAACCGGCCUGCUUUCGUGCCUCGCCGUGCUCGCCGUGAGCAACGGGGCCCUAAUCUUUCCCCGGCGCGGUGGUUGGGAAGAUCCGGUACAUGUGAGACACCGGCUCCGCGUCAGACAGGAACCCGCGGACAACACAAAGAUACCUGUGACCAACAGCACUUCUACUGAUCGCUCACCUACCCCAACCCAAGAACCGACAACCACGGUCCGACCUUCCGGGUCUCUGCCCACUACCUCCGCCUCGUGGACCACCAAUUCCACUAUGGCGUCGCUGACAUCCUCGUCCUCCACGGCGCCGCCUGCCCAGACGUCGACCUCCGCCGCCACAUCCACGUCAACCACAAAGCCAACCUCAGAGUCGUCUACAUCAGCUCCUGCCACAACCUCCACAACAGCAGCCCAGACGUCUACUACUGCCACAACAUCCACGUCAACCACAGAGUCGACCUCAAAGUCGUCUACAUCAGCUCCUGACACAACCUCUACAACAGCAGCCCAGACGUCUACUACUGCCACAACAUCCACGUCAACCACAGAGUCGACCUCAAAGUCGUCUACAUCAGCUCCUGACACAACCUCUACAACAGCAGCCCAGACGUCUACUACUGCCACGACAUCCACGUCAACCACAGAGUCAACCUCAAGGUCGUCUACAUCAGCUCCUGACACAACCUCUACAACGGCGGCCCAGACGUCUACUACUGCCACGACAUCCACGUCAACCACAGAGUCGACCUCAAAGUCGUCUACAUCAGCUCCUGACACAACCUCUACAACGGCAGCCCAGACGUCUACUACUGUCACGACGUCUACGUCAACCACAGAGUCAACCUCAAAGUCGUCUACAUCAGCUCCUACCACAACCUCAACAACAGCAGCCCAGACGUCUACCACUGCCACGACAUCUACGUCAACCACAGAGUCAACCUCAAAGUCGUCUACAUCAGCUCCUACCACAACCUCCUCAACAACGGCAGCCCAGACGUCUACCACUGUCACGACAUCUACGUCAACCACAGAGUCAACCUCAAAGUCGUCUACAUCAGCUCCUGACACAACCUCCUCAACAACAGCAGCCCAGACGUCUACCACUGCCACGACGUCUACAUCAACCACAGAGUCAACCUCAAAGUCGUCUACAUCAGCUCCUACCACAACCUCCUCAACAACGGCAGCCCAGACGUCUACCACUGUCACAACAUCCACGUCAACCACAGAGUCAACCUCAGAGUCGUCUACAUCAGCUCCUACCACAACCUCCUCAACAACGGCAGCCCAGACGUCUACCACUGUCACAACAUCCACGUCAACCACAGAGUCAACCUCAGAGUCGUCUACAUCGGCCUCUACCACGACAUCUGCGUCAACCUCAGCGUCGUCUGCACUACCUACCACGGGACCCGAGCAGCCUCACGUCUUGUUGACCCAGCCCGUCAAGCCCGUGUGGCCCCUCGACUCACCAGGGUUCCACAAGGUCUACGAGGCGGACAAGGUUGGCAGCGUCGGCUACUACGCCGUAUCGAACAGCACGAGCGACGGCGUCACGGACAACAUCCUCCAUUGGUGCCUGGACAAGUGCACCGCCGACAAACAAUGCGAAUCAGUCUUCAUCUACAGGGUACUCACAAACAGCAGCUCUACAUACCAGCAGGAUUUCUUCUGCAACCAGUUCACCUUGAUGUGGGCGAAGGCUUAUAUGCAGCAGGACGUCAACGCCAACGAUGCAGGUGUUGCGUUCAAUAAGGCCACAUCGUAG